AUGGAGCUUUUCGACCCCUGUGUUAUCUACAAGUUCUUCAUUGACAAAGCCUUAUGUGAUUUAGGAGCUAGUGUUAGCUUGAUGCCUCUCUUGAUCUACGAGAGGUUGAAUUUAGGUGAUUUGAAACCCGCAAAAAUAUUUAUUCAGUUGGUUGGUCGAUUAGUAAACUACCCAGUAGGAAUAGCGAAAGACAUCCUAGUAAGAAUCGGCCAGUUGUAUAUUCCUACAUAUUUUGUAGUGAUAGACAUUAAAGAGGACUCCAAUAUCCCGAUCUUGUCAAGUAGACAUUUCUUAGCUACAAUCAGUGUUAUAAUAGAUGUAAAGAGAAGAAAGCUUACAUUCGAGGUUGGUCAGGAGAAGAUUGAGUUUAUAUUGUCCCAGUUUAUAAAAGCCUUUUCUAUUGAUGAUAUGUGCUUCUUUAUGGAUAUAAUUGAUGAGUGUUUAAAAGAGUUGUCGUUAGAGGCACCACCCACUUAA
Molecule: messenger RNA, 477 nt
Organism: Lathyrus oleraceus (garden pea)
Lineage: Eukaryota; Viridiplantae; Streptophyta; Magnoliopsida; Fabales; Fabaceae
Exons: 1
Coding region: 1-477 (158 amino acids)
Source: RefSeq, a predicted model, not a curated record